Molecule: messenger RNA, 1875 nt
Organism: Musa acuminata subsp. malaccensis (wild Malaysian banana)
Lineage: Eukaryota; Viridiplantae; Streptophyta; Magnoliopsida; Zingiberales; Musaceae
Product: protein RICE SALT SENSITIVE 3
Source: RefSeq, a predicted model, not a curated record
AGGUUUUAGGUGGAGGUGGUCGUAUGGGCAGGGCACAGCGCCGCGCAAUUAGUGCGCUCAACGCCGUUGGUCGCAGGCCGCCCACUCUUCCAUCCUCUGCUACAGCACCAUGUUCUUCUCUUCUUCAGGGUUAACUCAAGGUUGAAAGUAAAGGAACGGCUACAGCCAUUCGCAUGCAAAUAAAGAAAAAGAGCUAUCCAGUAUCCACCUCGGGCCACCGGGAGGAAGAAAAGAGUUGAUCCAAGCUUCUCUGCUGCAAAAACACAAGUGUGGAGAGCACUGAGAGCAGAGACACAAGGGGACCAGGCAUUCUCUUCUGCUCACCUUCUUCUUGGGGGGUGAGGUUUUAGUUUUCCUGUGGCAUGAGAGGGUAUAACGAUCGAUAGGGCGGGUUCGGUAGGAGAAGAAAGAAGUGGAAACGAGGGAAGCGUUAGGGAGACAGAAAUGGUGGGCUCAGGAGGAGGGGACUGUAGGAGCAAAGAGGCAAUGGGGAUGAUGGCUCUCCACGAGGCUCUCAGGAACGUCUGCCUCAACUCCGAUUGGGCAUACUCUGUAUUCUGGACCAUCCGCCCUCGCCCGAGGAGUAGAGGUGGCAAUGUCUGCAAGGUCGGUGCCGACGACAACGGCAGCCUGAUGCUGAUGUGGGAGGACGGGUUCUGCCGGACGAGAACAGCAGAGUGCAUGGAGGGGAUGGACGUGGAAGACCCCGUCAGGAAGGCCUUCAGCAAGAUGUCCAUUCAACUGUACAACUAUGGAGAAGGUUUGAUGGGAAAGGUUGCCUCUGAUAAGUGUCACAAAUGGGUGUUCAAGGAACCUUCCCAGUGCGAACCCAACAUCUCCAGCCACUGGCAGAGUUCCUUUGAUGCUCUUCCCUCCGAAUGGACUGAUCAGUUCGCCUCUGGCAUUCAGACUAUAGCUGUGAUUCAAGCAGGGCAUGGGCUUCUACAACUAGGUUCCUGCAAGAUUAUACCCGAGGACCUGCAUUUCGUGUUGAGAAUGAGGCAUACGUUUGAAUCACUUGGCCAUCAAUCUGGCUUCUUCCUCUCUCAGCUGUUCUCCUCGACCAGGAACAGCUCCACUUCGUCUGUUCCAACGAAGCAGGUGCCUACUCCCUGUCCGCCGCCAUUCUUCAGCUGGGAUCACUCUUCCAUCCAUUCGGCCUCUCCGAUCACGAUGCCCUCCGUUUAUCAACCUCCGACUCACGGAGGAUUGCCCGACGACGAAGACGGCACCCAUCUCUUCCUCCCUCGCUCCUCCGGAGCCCAUUUGGAUGACGCGACAAGGCAGCACGAAACAGACCUGCGCUGGCCUAAUGGGCUGUCGUUGUUCACUGCUCUUACCGGAAGGGCAGAUGACGCCAAGCUUCUCUUUGGCUCCGAGGAGAUGGGAAACGAGCUACCACCACAACAGCUUCCGUUGUUGAUUCGUGGGAAGAAUCCAGCUUCUAAGUCUGCUAUGACCCGUUACGGCAACGCCGAUGAGACGAAGGCUGUACCUGAUGCGAUACUUGGCGAAGAUGAUACCGAGGACUUGUUCAGUUGAUCAAAUUUGCUGCCUUCGUACCUUCCAGAGCAGCCUUUAUAUGUAUUUUGAUGGAGCUUAAGAUCGAACUGCUCGUGUGACGCCCGCUGAUGCCGUUCUUUGUUUCUCGAAUAGGGUGAAAUGUAUGACGAUGAUCAGUCAACUAAGUUCAGAUGAUCAACCGAGUCCAUCUCUUGUACGGUCAGAAAUGGAUUCUGGUGUUUAGUUUGCUAUUUUUCUUUCACUUUCUCUGGUCAGUUUAAGCUGUAUAAAUCCUUGCCAGAAUUCAGGAGAGUAGCGAUAUAAAUGCUGGGACUAGGAAAGAAGCUCGAAUCAGAAGAUUUCUAUGGUCAA